Messenger RNA from Cyclopterus lumpus (lumpfish), 2006 nucleotides. It is a transcript of the gene ppp1r3da, whose product is annotated as protein phosphatase 1, regulatory subunit 3Da. Lineage: Eukaryota; Metazoa; Chordata; Actinopteri; Perciformes; Cyclopteridae. The record is from RefSeq and is a predicted model, not a curated record. The transcript is spliced from 2 exons. Gene Ontology annotation, cellular component: protein phosphatase type 1 complex. Bases 469 to 1386 code for a protein of 305 amino acids. Gene Ontology annotation, molecular function: glycogen binding; protein phosphatase 1 binding. Gene Ontology annotation, biological process: regulation of glycogen biosynthetic process.
CAAACGAAACACGCAGUCACUCUUUUGGUGAUACUACUCACUAUACAUAUUGGAGACGUUACGUGGAUAAACGGCCGACACUGUGUUUGAUGAACACGUUUAAAACAAUGCACACAGACGCAAACGCUAAUCUUAAAUUACUCAAUCUCCCAGUCGACGUCUGUGACGUUCUGGACUGUUUGAAGCUUCCGGCUAACGGAGCGCAGUUUGGCCGAUCUCCACCGAGGGCAUGCUACACGCACGUAUGUGUGUUCGAGACUUAUGAAGAUGGUUUAACUUUAGGUAGCCGGUUACAGAUCAGGUUAUGUGGCGGUGGCCAACAGCGGAGACUGCAUGACGCACGGAACGCGCCUCUCGAAUAAAUACAUCCUUAAAUGUAGGAUUUAGCUUCGGCUACAUCCUGCAGCUCAGAUGCAACUAACGCCUCAUAUCUUUAUAUGGUAAGCAGGACACCGGUUCUCACAGAACAUGGACAGAGGGUGGUUUAUUGGACCUGAGAGGAUUCCCCCUCCAGAGGAGGAGACGUCCAGCUCUGACAGCAGUGUCUCGAGGUCUUGCAUUACUAUCAACCUGACUGAAAUGCUUCAAGCUGACAAACCUAGUGCAGUAAAGAAAUUAAUUCCAAUCCGGCCCCCAAGCCCCCGAGUCUCUCUGCAGAGGGAACAAGAGUUUCAUUGCACUCUCUCCUGUGAACCUACGCCUAAACCCAUCAUCCGACAACGAUCCCGCUCUCUGCCUCUCGCUACAGAAAAGAAGAAGCAGUGCAGAAAUGUUGGCGUACGCUUUAUUGAUUCUUUGGGCCUUGACCUGGAAGACAUCAAGCUUUUCAAAUCUGGAGAAGAUCCAUUUGUACCACAUCAUGUUGCCUUCAGAUUGUCGAUGGGUGCAGAGUUGGCAGAUGGAAGGCAUCUAGAGAUAUCCUUGCCAUACUUGAAGCCGUUUUUUGCCCAACAACCUGGCGACCAGCACGGUUUCCUGCAUCGCCUUUAUGAGCAGAAAGUGUGUCUUGAGAGAGUCUUGUGUUUUGAACUAGGUGUAAUUGGAAUCACCCAGGUCCUCAAUUUGGAUUUUGAGAAAGAUGUCAUAGCCCGCUAUUCAUUUACAGAGUGGAAGAGCUGCUCAGAAACUAAGGCCUCUUGGGUGUCCACCAUCACCAAGACCUGGGAAGGAGGAGAGGGCCAACUCAAUUGUGAUACAUUUCGUUUCCACAUGCCUGUUCCUCCGUUCCUGCAGCCAGGAGCAGUGUUACAGUUUGCCAUUCAAUACAAAGUUGGUGGGGUUGAAUACUGGGACAACAAUUAUGGAGAGAAUUAUAAGUUAGUUUGCCAUAACUACAAGCUCACUGUGCCCAAAGAAUGCGAGGAUAGUAUGGUGCACUUCAUUUAGGAUGCUGACUUAAGGUAGAUGAAAUCUAUUUAGAACACUUUAUGAUGGGUAUCAGCAAUACAUAAAUAUACAUAACUGCAUUGUGACAUGUAAUAUUAAUUGUGUUAGACAAACAUGUCUUUGAAUCAAGUUAGAUUCAAGAUAAACUGUCAACUCUAGACAGACAGAGUGAACAAUAACAGAAACAUGUGUUUUAACUUUUUUUUAAAUAUGCACUUUCUAAUUAUAUUUUCCUGCCACUUUAAUGUGGCCGUUUUGAAUGGAUGUGACACCCAGUGAGCAUUAUAUAUAUAUUCAGUCAAAUUGAAAUUAGUAUAGAUCAAUCCACUCAUUUUUCCUGCAGGUUAAAAAUAAAAUAGUUUUUAUACCAUGCAGGAAUUUUGUCUGCAGAACCAUUUGGCUCUUGGCUGUCAUCAGACAGAAUUGUCAACUCGUCAUACUUGGUGGACUGGGCCGAUUCAAAGGUCUGGAUCUGGGCAAAAGAACCCUAACCCUGUAUUCAGAGUUCAUUUUUUUGUAAAAUGUUGUCAAACUAAAUGCCAUAACCAUGCAAUAGAUACAAUUUUAAUGAAUCAGAGAUGUGUAUUUUGUUUAACAAUAAAGCACAGUUCCAAAUAAUG